AGGCGCCAAGGCCCAGCUGCGCGGCUCGGAGCUGCGUCCCGGGGACUUGGGGCCGCAGGGAGGCUUGCGAGCUGUGUGCACAAGGCGGCCGCCCUGCUUGACGGAGCCAUCUCUUCAUCUUUCCAUCUGUCCCUGCAUGUGUCCGCCUCUCCACACAGCUGAAGCUUGACCCCAGAGCACCCGUACAGAGUGAGGAAAGGACUAGAACAUGCUCUGAAGACCUGCAGCAGACCCUGAAGCUGUGAGCUGAGCCCAAAGUCUGAGGCCGUCCUGCCCCCCUGCCUGCCAUGGCCUCUGCGGACAAGAAUGGCGAGAGCGUCUCCUCCAUGUCCAGCAGCCGCCUGCAGAGCCGGAAGCCGCCCAACCUGUCCAUCACCAUCCCGCCGCUCGAGACCCUGGCCGCUGACGAGCAGACCAGCAUGCUGCCCCCGCAGCCCAGGAACCCAGCCUACUUGAAGAGCGUCAGCCUCCAGGAGCCACGGGGACGAUGGCAGGAGGGCUCGGAGAAGCGGCCCGGCUUCCGCCGCCAGGCCUCCCUGUCUCAGAGCAUCCGCAAGGGCACCGCGCAGUGGUUCGGGGUCAGCGGCGACUGGGAGCUGGCGCGGCAGCACUGGCAGCGCCGGAGCCUGCACCACUGCAGCGUGCGCUACGGCCGCCUCAAGCCCUCGUGCCAGCGCGAGCUGGAGCUCCCCAGCCAGGACACGCCCUCCUUCCAGGGCACCGAGUCUCCAAAGCCCUGCAAGAUGCCCAAGAUCGUGGACCCGCUGGCCCGAGGCCGCGCAUUCCGCCACCCUGACGAGGUGGACCGGCCCCACGCCCCGCACCCGCCGCUGACGCCGGGGGUCCUGUCCCUCACCUCCUUCACCAGUGUCCGCUCUGGCCACUCCCACCUGCCUCGCAGGAAGAGGAUAUCUGUGGCCCACAUGAGCAUUCAAGCGGCUUCCGCCCUCCUCAAGGGGCGCCCGGUGCUGGAUGCUGCUGGACAGCGGUGCCGGGCAGUCAAGCGCAGCUUCGCCUACCCCAGCUUCCUGGAGGAAGAUGUGGUCGAUGGGGCAGACACGUUCGACUCCUCGUUUUUUAAAAUGAGCUCCAUGCCUGACGAUGUGUUUGAGUCUCCCCCGCUCUCCGCCAGCUGCUUCCGGGGGAUCCCACGCUCGGCCUCCCCGGUCUCCCCCGGAGGGGUGCAAGUCUCGCUGAGGGAGUAUGGCCAUGCUCCGGUGCCUGCAGCCAAGCGCGGCAAGCGCAUCGCCUCCAAAGUCAAGCACUUUGCCUUCGACCGGCAGAAGCGGCAUUAUGGCCUGGGUGUGGUAGGCAGCUGGCUGAACCGCAGCUACCGCCGCAGCAUCAGCAGCACAGUGCAGCGGCAGCUGGAGAGCUUCGACAGCCACCGGCCCUACUUCACCUACUGGCUGACGUUCGUCCACAUCAUCAUCACGCUGCUGGUGAUCUGCACGUACGGCAUAGCACCCGUGGGCUUCGCCCAGCACAUCACCACCCAGCUGGUGCUCAGGAACAAAGGUGUGUACGAGAGCGUGAAGUACCUUCAGCAGGAGAACUUCUGGAUUGGCCCCAGCUCGAUUGACUUGAUCCACUUGGGAGCCAAGUUCUCGCCCUGCAUCCGGAAGGACAAGCAGAUCGAGCAGCUGGUGUCGCGGGAGCGAGACCUGGAGCGGGACUCGGGCUGCUGCGUCCAGAACGACCACUCAGGCUGCAUCCAGACCCAGCGGAAGGACUGCUCGGAAACUUUGGCUACUUUCGUCAAGUGGCAGGACGAUACGGGGCCCCCCAUGGACAAGUCCGACCUGGGCCAGAAGCGGACGUCAGGGGCCGUGUGCCACCAGGACCCCAGAACCUGCGAGGAGCCGGCCUCCAGCGGUGCCCACAUCUGGCCCGAUGACAUUACCAAGUGGCCAAUCUGCACGGAGCAGGCCAGGAGCAACCGCACAGGCUUCCCGCACAUGGACUGCCAGAUCAAGGGCCGCCCCUGCUGCAUCGGCACCAAGGGCAGCUGUGAGAUCACCACCCGGGAGUACUGCGAGUUCAUGCACGGCUAUUUCCAUGAAGAGGCGACGCUCUGCUCGCAGGUGCACUGCCUGGACGAGGUGUGUGGCCUGCUGCCCUUCCUCAACCCCGAGGUCCCAGAUCAGUUCUACAGGCUCUGGCUGUCUCUGUUCCUCCACGCUGGCCUGGUGCACUGCAUCGUGUCUGUGGUCUUCCAAAUGACCAUCCUGCGGGACCUGGAGAAGCUGGCCGGCUGGCAUCGCAUCUCCAUCAUCUUCAUCCUCAGCGGCAUCACCGGCAACCUCGCCAGUGCCAUCUUCCUCCCCUACCGGGCAGAGGUGGGCCCGGCGGGGUCCCAGUUCGGCCUCCUCGCCUGCCUCUUCGUGGAGCUCUUCCAGAGCUGGCAGCUGCUGGAGCGGCCUUGGAAGGCCUUCCUGAACCUGUCCGCCAUCCUGCUGUUCCUCUUCGUGUGCGGCCUGCUGCCCUGGAUCGACAACAUCGCUCACAUCUUUGGCUUCCUCAGCGGGCUGCUGCUGGCCUUCGCCUUCCUGCCCUACAUCACCUUCGGCACCAGCGACAAGUACCGCAAACGAGCCCUCAUCCUGGUGUCGCUGCUGGUCUUCGCCGGCCUCUUCACCUCGCUGGUCAUCUGGCUCUACGUCUACCCCAUCCACUGGCCCUGGAUCGAGUACCUCACCUGCUUCCCCUUCACCAGCCGCUUCUGCGAGAAGUACGAGCUGGACCAGGUGCUGCACUGACCGCCAGCCCGGCGGGGCCGGGCGAGGCCAGUGCCCGCAGCGCCGCGGACGACAUGGGGGCUGUGCCUGGGACCGGCUGCCUGCCUGCAGGGCACCCCACUCACACUCCAGAGACCCACCCAUGGACUCAGUGCCCAGGCCCUGGGCCCUGGUCAGAGGCGGCCGUCAAGGCGGGUCCCCUGGGGGCCCGAGGGGACUCCGUGCACCCACUUCUCCGCGGCUCAGGGCUCAGGCCCCGACUCAGCUGCUGUCAGGACCGCCUCCUGGGAGUGGGCUUCUUUCUUCCCAGGGUCCUCAGGCUGCUGCCACCUCCCGCCUCCGC
Pteronotus mesoamericanus is the source of this 3081-nucleotide messenger RNA. It is a transcript of the gene RHBDF2, whose product is annotated as rhomboid 5 homolog 2. Gene Ontology annotation, molecular function: serine-type endopeptidase activity. Bases 288 to 2759 code for a protein of 823 amino acids. The record is from RefSeq and is a predicted model, not a curated record. Gene Ontology annotation, cellular component: endoplasmic reticulum membrane. NCBI's taxonomy places the organism in Eukaryota, Metazoa, Chordata, Mammalia, Chiroptera, Mormoopidae. The transcript has 19 exons. Gene Ontology annotation, biological process: regulation of protein secretion; regulation of epidermal growth factor receptor signaling pathway.